AUGAAACUGGGAAUAGUGUAUACAGGAGGAACGAUAGGUUGUUUCUAUCGUCCGCUUCGUCCCAUGACGAGUGAGGAAUUCGCUGCCCUGUUCGAUCAACACGCGAUGCCCAUCAUUGCCGCCAAGUACCCCCAACUUCGAAUGCAACACAUCCCUUUCGGCUCUGCAUUAGAUUCGACCAACAUCCAACCGAUGGACUGGUGCAAGAUUGUGGAAACAAUCUUGUCAGCGUAUAUGACCUGUGAUUGUUUCCUGGUGCUGCAUGGCACGGAUACCAUGGCUUAUACUGCAUCGGCUUUGAGUUUUCUUUUCACGGGCGUGGAUACGAAUGGCCAUCGAGAUUGCAUCAUCAACAAACCGAUCAUCGUCACUGGAAGUCAGCUGCCGUUGUUUGACGGCGAGAAUCCAAAGGCGGGAGCUCAGAUUCGAUUCAACUCGGACGCCUUUCAAAAUAUCUGUGGGGCCGUGACUUGUGCUCAUUAUGGCAUCCCCAAGGUCUGCUUAUUCUUCAACAACAAGCUGUUCUUGGGAACCAGGGCCCAAAAAACCAGCUCCAACCAAUUCGAUGCCUUUUCAUCUCCCAAUUAUCCACCCCUGGCCCAAGUGGGCAUUGAAGCUACCCUCAAUCAUGGCAGUGUCAAGCUUCACUUUCCAUCCAAGGAAAAGCUCUUGACAAAUCCGUUGGCCAGAGAACGAUUGCAGGCACAACUGGAUUACAUCAGCUCACUAGGGAAUGAAAAGAUCCGAGUGUCAACCUUUGAAGCAUAUCCUGCCAAUUCCAAGCAUUUGGCCGGACAAUUGCGCAACAUCCUUCAUCUGGACAACCCAGAGAAACAAUUGCACGGGCUCAUUCUGGAAGCUUACGGAGCCGGAAACUUUCCUUCGGGUAACCCUGCAGAACCAACCAAAGGAGAGGUCUAUCAGGUGCUAGCUGAAGCGACGGCAAAAGGCGUUAUUAUCGUCAACAAUACUCGUUGUCUAUCGGGCAUUGUGGACUCAAGUGCCUACGAAGCUGGGUCCUGGAUGGCAUCGGUAAGGGCAGUGAGUGCCUACGAUUUGACCCCAGUGGCUCUCUAUACCAAACUACUGUUCAUGCUAAGCUUGGCACAUCGAUACAACUGGAGUGGUGACACAAUACGGACCCUGUUGGCGGGCAACUAUGCAGGAGAAAUGCUGGACGUGCACUGCUUGGAUACGUUUGGGCAAAGGGAGCUAUGGCCAGGAGAGUCCAUCACCUCUCUUGAUGGAACGGCUCGACUGACCAACGACUGGUAUCGAGGACCCAUUCUGCGUCUUCGUCAGAAUGGAAACUGGAGCGAGCCAGUGUGGAGUGCCAUGGACAGCAGCAGAGAUGUUGGAUUGACUUGCAUUUUGAGAAUGCAGAGUGAUGGAAACCUAGUGUUUCGCAACCAUACGCUGGAAUGUUUGUGGGAAUCAGGGACGGCCAAGGACGCGAGGGAAGAACCAUACUCGCGGUUGGAGUUGACCGGUUUGACACACCCUGAAGGUGCAUCCCUGCAAAUCUACAACUACGUUUCCCAUGUUGUAACGAAACGACUAUUCCCGGUGGAGGACGACACCGGUACCGGUGCAAAAAGAGUUUCUAGGGAUUAG
Molecule: messenger RNA, 1614 nt
Organism: Seminavis robusta
Lineage: Eukaryota; Bacillariophyta; Bacillariophyceae; Naviculales; Naviculaceae
Source: the annotation of a GenBank genome assembly